AUGGAGUGGACCGACCCUCCGCCCGACCAGAAGGCCAAACACACCACUGAGGGGCAGGAAGUGCCAGUCCCGUCAGGAACACAUCCUGUUCUGGGAACAAAGCGGGUCCUCCCUUCGCCCAAGCCUGUGUCCCAAGGAGCGGAGUCUUGGAGCCCAGCUCUGAGACAUGCGUUCACCAAGGCGCUGCCGAGGGUGUUGUCGGAAUUCAGCAAAGCCCAGGUGAACUCUGUGCCCACCGAGGGACUGAGCCCAGAAACGGAGGUUCCCGUGCUGCAGGCCUCGCUCACCCUCCACGGCCUGGACACCAGCACACCCCCGCCCUUUGAGGUACCUGCGGAGCCCCACCCUGCCCAAGCAUCCCCUGGGACCCGAGAUGGGGCCCACACGGGGGAGCCUCUUUCCCAGGCGCCUGGCCCUGGGGGCUGGCUGAAGCUGGGCAUGGCCCAGGCUGUCCUUUUGGGGAGCACUUCAGGCCAGCAGCCUCCUAGUCCUGUGAGAGAGGCAGCCAGAGCAGUUGGCCAAGGAAGUGGCCAGCGGAAGCCCCUGGAGGAUGACAGACCUCGGCUGAGCCUUGUGGUUCCCUCACCCACCAGUCCGAUAAACACAAACUGGAUCUCAGAAGAUGACUUCUACCAGCCUCCCCGGGAACAGCCCGUGGAGAGUCCUUCCGAUGCCUCUGUAGGUUCUCCCAGAGGGACUCCAGAGUCAAGGCCUGGUCUCCUCACGCAAGGACCAAGAAGAAGCUGUUCCUUGGAGGCCUUGGACAAAGCUUGCGUGCCUUCCCCAGGAAGCAGGAGAGGUGAGGCCACCCCGGCACCAGAGCAUAAUGACUUCAGGGUGGUGCAUCGCAGGCAGAUGGGGCUGUCCAACCCAUUCCGGGGGCUCCUGAAGCUGGGCACGGUGGAGCGGCGGGGGGCCAUGGGCAUCUGGAAAGAGCUCUUCUGCGAGCUCUCCCCGCUGGAGCUGCGCCUCUGCCUGAGCGGCGAGGAGGGCACCUGCGUGGAGAACUGCUCACUGCUGCGCUGCGAGUCUGUGGGGCCGGCCCACAGCGACGGCCGCUUCGAGCUGGUCUUCUCGGGCAAGAAGCUGACCCUGCGUGCCUCGUGCCGGGAUGAAGCCAAGGACUGGCUGGACCGGGUGCGGGAGGCGCUGCAGAAGUGCCGGCCCCAGCAGGAAGAGGAGUGGGUGACCAUCCAGUACCCGGACCAACCCGAGGACCCCCCAGAGGCCCCCCAGGGUGGCCACCCCUCCCAUUCGGACCUGCUCUCAGAGCCUGAAACCCCCCAGGGCCUGCAGUUGGACUGGUCCUCUUCCCAAGUUCCCGAGCCCGAUGCUAUUAAAGAAUCCCUUCUGUACCUGUACACGGACCGCACCUGGAUGCCCUAUAUCUUCUCCCUGUCCUUGGAGUCUCUGAGGUGCUUCUGCAUGAGAAACAACGAGACGAUGUUAAGUGACAGCCAUGGAGUCGAGACCAUCUGAGACAUCCUGCCGGACACAAGCCUCGGGGGCCCAUCCUUCUUCAGAAUCAUCACAGCCAACGCCGUCCUGAAGCUGCAGGCCGGGAAUGCCGAGGAGGCUGCCCUGUGGAGGGACCUGGUGCACAGGGUCCUGGCGUCCUACCUGGAGACGGCCGAGGAGGCAGUGACGCUCGGCGGGAGCGAUGAAAACUGUCAGGAGGUGCUGAGGUUCACUACGUGAGAGAAUGGCUACCUGCUGCAGUAUCUGGUGGCCAUCCCCACGGAGAAAGGCCUCGACUCCCAGGGCUGCUUCUGUGCAGGCUGCUCCCGGCAGAUCGGCUUCUCAUUUGUACGACCCAAGCUCUGUGCCUUCUCUGGCCUCUAUUACUGUGACAUCUGCCAUCAAGACGAUGCCUCACUGAUCCCAGCCAGGGUCAUCCACAACUGGGACCUCUCCAAGCGCCCGGUCUGCAGGCAGGCCCUGACGUUCCUGACGCAGAUCCGGGCCCAGCCCCUCAUCAACCUGCAGCUGGUGAACGCGUCCCUGUGUGAGCACGUGGAGCGGAUGCACCUCAUCGGGAGGAGCCGGGAGCAGCGGAAGCUCCUGGGAGAUGACCUGGGGCUGUGCCGAAGCGGAGCCCUGAAGGAGCUGAGCAAGAGAAAUUUCCAAGGAAACUCUAUGUCUUACAUUGAUGAAAAUGUAUGGAAGGCAUACCGUUGGACUGAGACACUGAUUCUCAGUGACAAUCAUUUGACUGAAUUACAUAAGGACUCAUCUGAAGGCUUGCUAUCCGUCCAGUAUUUGAUCUUAGUUUCCCGACCAUGGAUUGAACCCAGGCCCUCGGAGUCCACUGGGCUGCCAAGGAAUUCCAUCUCCAGCUCCUUUAUCAAAGAGGAAAUGCUUGCAUAGUAUUUCUGUUUAUUUAGGGCUUCCUCCUGAAACUUAGAUAAGAGCAAUUUGUUUCCAUUUGAGGGAGGGGCAGAUGUAUGAUUCUG
Messenger RNA from Hippopotamus amphibius kiboko, 2453 nucleotides. Its product is annotated as putative pleckstrin homology domain-containing family M member 1P. NCBI's taxonomy places the organism in Eukaryota, Metazoa, Chordata, Mammalia, Artiodactyla, Hippopotamidae. The record is from RefSeq and is a predicted model, not a curated record.